This is a messenger RNA of Manis javanica (Malayan pangolin), 2369 nucleotides long. It is a transcript of the gene GPKOW, whose product is annotated as G-patch domain and KOW motifs. Gene Ontology annotation, biological process: mRNA splicing, via spliceosome. Gene Ontology annotation, cellular component: spliceosomal complex. The record is from RefSeq and is a predicted model, not a curated record. Gene Ontology annotation, molecular function: nucleic acid binding. Lineage: Eukaryota; Metazoa; Chordata; Mammalia; Pholidota; Manidae.
AAUUGUGGGGAUUUAAGCAGGGGCCUCUGGGGAUGUGUGGAGGGGCAAUGUGAGGCUGCAUGGGCCAUCAGGGUUGCCUAGGGUAUCUGGAAAGGGAAUCGGGGGUGCCGGGCCACAGUGGGGCAGACCGUAUUCUGUCGGUACACCUGGGGGAACUGGGGUCCCUCUCGACAUUGUGGGGGAAGAGUUUGGAAUCUGGGGUUCUGAGGGGGCAGUCGGGGACCUCCAGGGUUAUUCACAGGCGUUCGGAGGUGUCCAGGAAUAUUGCGAGCCAAUGGCUAUCUCCUGGGAUAUCGUGGGGGCCGACGGGGUGCACGGGCCCACGCGCGACUUUCCGGGGUGGCGGGAGAUGAGGGGCACAGUCGGCCACCUCCGGAACUGCCGGGGGAGGGAGUGGUCCGGGGGUCUCCGAAGAUCUUGAGGGGCGGGCAUUCGGCGUCUUCGGGCGUCAGGGAGCUGGGGGUUUGCCGAUGCUGAGAGUGGGCGCUGAUCUGUUCUUCCCACCCGCGCAGGCCGGGGCCCUCGCCAGCCCGCAGGCCCUAGGGCCCGGCAGCUCCUGGCACGGCUGGACUGACGUCCCCUGGCUGCGCGAGCUGCGGCCGACGUGGCGGCGCUGGUACGCAGGACGGGCACCACAUUGCGCCUGCGCUCCAAGGAGGCAAGCAGCGCGCCGACCUCUGAAAAGGAGCAAGAUGGCAGACGCCGGUGAGGGUGUUUUGCGGCAGGCAGGAGUCAACACUGCCCCGAUUUCAUUCAGCUUCAGUCGCACGUCCGCCCUAAGACGGCUGGCCGACCAGGGGGAUGGCGCUGGUGCGGCUCCUGAGGAGAAGUAUUUCUUGAAGACCGUGGAAGGAAGGGAGUUGCAGAGUGUGAAGCCCUCAGAAGCCCCCAAGGAACUCAUCAUACCUUUGAUCCAGAGUGUCCAUCACAGGCUGCAACCGACCCAUGCCCCUGGGUCAUCCACAGAUACUAAGGCCUUGGUGUAUGGUGUGCUGUCCCAGGCUGUGAAGGAGCUCAGUGAGGAAUCCAAGAAGUCUUUGGAGGAGAGAGAGAAUGCAGGUGUCAACCCCACACUCGCUAUCCCCAUGAUCAAGAAAGGAUGCUCCCCCAACAGGGAAGGAGCAGACAGCGAACCCCAGGCUGACACAGUGCCAGAGGAGGCCGAUUAUGAGGCUAUCCCUGUGGAGGCCUACGGGCUGGCCAUGCUGCGGGGCAUGGGCUGGAAACCUGGCGAGGGCAUUGGCUGCACCUUCAAUCAAGUGGUGAAGCCCCGUGUCAACUCACUGAGGCCCAAGGGGUUAGGGCUGGGUGCCAGCCUGACUGAGGUCCAGACUCUGGCCCCCACCAGCCCCCACUACCUGCCGAGGCCAGACGAGGAACAAAAGAAGGACAAGGAAGACCAAUCUCAAGGACUGGUGCCUGGAAGAGCUGUGGUGGUACUUUCUGGCCCUCAUCGAGGCCUCUAUGGGAAGGUGGAAGGCCUUGAUCCUGACAAUGUUCGAGCCAUGGUUCGUCUGGCUGUGGGGAGCCGCGUGGUGACUGUUAGUGAGUACUGCCUGCGGUCUGUCUCCAAGAAAGAGUUUGACAAGAACUCCUUAGACUUCGGCCAGGUGAGCAAAACUUCCCCAGGGCAACAGAAUGGAACAGCUUCAUCAUGCAAGGGCAUCCGUGAUCAGGACCCCCACGUCUGGCGGGAGGACUCAGAGAGGAAGCGGAAACACUUUCUGGACCGACAAGAUGGGCCUGCACCCAAGAGUGAGAAAGCAGCACCCAGGAGUCAGCACUGGCUGCAUAGGGACCUGCGCGUGAGAUUUGUGGACAAGUUGCACAAGGGCGGCCAGUAUUACAACACGAAGAUGACAAUUGAAGAUGUCCUCAGCCCAGAUACCUGUGUGUGUCGGACAGAUGAAGACCAGAUCCUGGAAGGCCUGAGGGAAGACAUGCUGGAGACCCUGGUGCCCAAGGUCAAGGGCAACCGGGUGAUGGUGGUAUUGGGACCACAGGCUGGAAGGGUGGGCCAUUUGCUGGGCCGGGACAGAGAGCGGAGCCAGGCUCUGGUGCAGCUACGGAAAGAGAAUCAGCUGGUAGAGCUUCACUACGAUGCUGUCUGCCAGUACAUGGGCCCCAGUGACUCAGACGAAGACUAACCCAUGGACCCACUUGAGUCCCCCAGGCUGUUACCCAUUCUGUACAGAAAAGCCUACUUUCAGGAAGGCGGGAAGGUGAUUGUUCCAGCCUCCACUUGCAGGGCAGCCCUGAGACAUGGCCAGGGAGCAAGGUGAAUGGACUGGAAGGGAGGCUAGAAACAAACCAAGUAUUUUCCAUAAGUUUGGAUAAUAAAAAACAUAUCAAAUAUUUAGUAAAAUGAA